AUGAAGACAACUCUCAAUGAAGAAGCUUACAAUGAAAGAAGAUGGAACAAGAAGCAUAAGCCGGCUAGCCGGCGAAACUUAACCAAGCAAUCCAGUUAUAAGCUUCACGCACACAUUAUAAUGUUGCGUAGCUGCUCUUUAAACCACAACAAGAGGCCAAUAAAAGUUGAUACCUUCUCGAUUCACACACUCAAUGUUGUAGCUGUAUGUGAAAGAGUUCUAAAAUGCAAACGUGGUGUCAAAGUUUCCGUUGACGUUUUGAAAAGACUUGACAAAAAUUCAAACGCAAGUGUGGUCGAUGUUCUUCCACAACCGCCAGGACCAAUUCCAUUACCAAUUAUUGGAAAUCUCGCACUUCUCGGUCAAUAUAAGAAUCCUUUCGAAGGUUUUACUGCUUUAGGAAAAAUUUAUGGUGAAGUUUAUAGUUUAACUUUGGGAACAACGCGAUGUAAGGAGGAUUCGAGAAAUCUCCUUAAAAGGUAG
Clunio marinus is the source of this 483-nucleotide messenger RNA. The record is from the annotation of a GenBank genome assembly. Lineage: Eukaryota; Metazoa; Arthropoda; Insecta; Diptera; Chironomidae.